Molecule: messenger RNA, 456 nt
Organism: Haemonchus placei
Lineage: Eukaryota; Metazoa; Nematoda; Chromadorea; Rhabditida; Trichostrongylidae
Source: the annotation of a GenBank genome assembly
GUGCAAAGCUUAGGCACAGCACUGGUACUCACCUCUCACAGUAUGGACGAAUGUGAGGCGCUGUGUACGGAACUAGCCAUAAUGGUUUACGGGAGAUUUAAAUGCUAUGGUAGUUGUCAACACAUAAAAAGUCGAUACGGAGCCGGCUUCACACUGCUGGUGCGUCUUCGGCGACGUGAGGAUGCUGAACGAGUGAAGAGCGCAAUACAACGAAGUUUCCCUGGAGCAAAUUUGAAGGAGCAUCAUCUUCUCCAGCUGAACUACGAGUUACAAAAACGACCCGGUAUGACAUGGUCAUUGUUGUUCGAUAAGAUGGAAGAACUCUCGAGAGAGUUUGAUUUUGAGGACUACUCCCUUAGUCAGACAACGUUGGAACAGGUUUGUCUAGCCACAAAUUAUGAAUUGUUAUCUUCUUCUAUCAAAUGCACAGUCAAGAAGCCUGUUCCUGCUCUAUGA